Molecule: messenger RNA, 936 nt
Organism: Rotaria socialis
Lineage: Eukaryota; Metazoa; Rotifera; Eurotatoria; Philodinida; Philodinidae
Source: the annotation of a GenBank genome assembly
AUGGGUCGUGGUAGUAUGAGUUAUCAAUUAAAAUUCGUGCGUUUAAUUAUGGUUUUAGUUAAUAUAAUACUUUUUUUGAUCGGUGCCUCACUAUUAGGUGAAGGUAUUGAUCUUCUAUUUGUUCGACGCUUUCAAAAUUUCACGGAACUUAUGUUAACAGUUGAAGAUUCAAAUAUUAAGCAAAAUAAGAUGUUACCCGAUGAAAUUUUGUACAUAGUUUUGAUUUUUCCUGGUAUUAUGUUUUUAUUAAUUGGAUUUUUUGGUUGCUCUGGUGCAAUAACUGGCAUACAGUGUCUUUUAUUUUUUUAUUCAUUUGGCAUAGUCAUGAAUUUAGUAUUUCAACUAAUAAUUACUAUUAGUUUGAUUGUUUUUCCAGUUGAACUUCGAGAAAAAUUUAUAUUUACAAUACGCUUAUUGAUUCGUGAAAAAUACAAAGGACCAAUUGAAAAAAAUCUUCAAUUAACAUCAUAUCUAUGGGAUUUAGUAAUGCAUCAGUUGCAAUGUUGUGGCAUAGAAAGUAAACAUGAUUUCGAUAUAGCGAAAAGUUGGAAUCGAACGAAUCCAUGGUGGGAAAGUUCGAUGUCAAUUGAGAAGAAAGAUUUUAAAUAUCCACUGACAUGUUGUCCAACGAGUAGAAGUAGCUCGGAAAAAGAUUUACAAAUAUUUCAAAAAGCUCUUAACUGUGCUAUUCAUGGUAGUGAUAUUUAUGAAAUUGGUUGUUAUAGAAAAAUAGUUGACGUAGUUAACGCUAAUCAAGGUGUCAUUUUCAUUAUUGUUGCAUUUAUUUUUAUAAUUGAGAUGACUGCAUUAGUAUUUGUACUAGUGAUUUAUAAUCGAAAUCGAAUGCAAAGAAUUGAUUAUACCAUAGAAGCAUUGCCACCGCCAUAUUCAGCGAGAACAAGAAGGAACAAUUCACAUUUGUAUUUUCGCAUUUAA